GUUCGCUGAGAAUUUGAGUUUGGAUUUUCAUUCAGUCCAGUGUUGUACAUUGAAUAAAAGUUUGAUUGUUGUUUUCUACCAUUUGAAACAAUGCGAACAUUUUCACUGAUCGUGAUUUUUGCUGUUGUCGGAACCAAGUGGAUAGCAGCUGUGCGUUCGAGUUACGGAUUAUUUCAAAUAUUUGAGAAAGAUGAGAUUGAAAUGAAUUCAUUCCAGAUUCGCACGCAGGAGAGAUCGUUUCGUGUGGACUAUGAAAACAAUCGCUUUCUGAAAGACGGUCAACCGUUUCGGUUUGUUUCAGGCUCGUUCCACUACUUUCGAGCUCUGCCACAAACGUGGCGCGAGAAGUUGCGCACACUUCGAGCAUCGGGUUUGAAUGCAGUUACCACUUAUGUUGAAUGGUCGUUGCACAAUCCUCGCGACGGCACCUAUGUUUGGGAUGGAAUCGCCGAUGUUGAGCAGUUAAUUCGACUGGCGGCUGAGGAAGAUUUGCUGGUUAUUCUGAGGCCAGGUCCAUAUAUUUGUGCCGAACGUGAUAUGGGAGGACUUCCAUUUUGGCUUCUAUCAAAGUAUCCAAAAAUCAAACUUCGUACAAGUGAUCCGGAUUAUUUGAGAGAGGUUCGCAUUUGGUAUGAGAAACUAAUGCCACGCUUCGAAAGUCUUCUCUAUGAAAAUGGUGGUCCAAUCAUAUUGGUGCAAGUCGAAAAUGAGUAUGGUGCGUUUCAAUGUGACAAAAACUACUCGGUUUGGUUGAGAGAUGAAACCCAGAAAUAUGUUGGCGAUAAAGCAGUUCUCUUUACCAAUGACAUGACUGGAGAAAAACAUUUAAAAUGUGGAAAAAUUGAAAAUGUUCUCGCUUCAUUGGACUUCGGAGUUGGGAGCAGAAGUGCGUACAAGAUAUACUGGCAAUGGCUGAGAAAAUAUCAACCAAAUGGACCGCUGGUUAAUGCAGAGUUUUAUCCCGGCUGGUUUACUCACUGGCAAGAACCUGCUCAAAAAGUUGACGCUGCAAAGGUUGCUGAGAGCCUGAGGUGA
This is a messenger RNA of Sitodiplosis mosellana (orange wheat blossom midge), 1035 nucleotides long. RefSeq names its product beta-galactosidase-like. NCBI's taxonomy places the organism in Eukaryota, Metazoa, Arthropoda, Insecta, Diptera, Cecidomyiidae. Gene Ontology annotation, molecular function: beta-galactosidase activity. Gene Ontology annotation, cellular component: vacuole. Bases 91 to 1035 code for a protein of 314 amino acids. The record is from RefSeq and is a predicted model, not a curated record. The transcript has 5 exons. Gene Ontology annotation, biological process: carbohydrate metabolic process.